Molecule: messenger RNA, 4465 nt
Organism: Macrosteles quadrilineatus (aster leafhopper)
Lineage: Eukaryota; Metazoa; Arthropoda; Insecta; Hemiptera; Cicadellidae
Product: protein bric-a-brac 1-like
Exons: 8
Coding region: 145-2595 (816 amino acids)
Biological process (GO): regulation of transcription by RNA polymerase II
Cellular component (GO): nucleus
Molecular function (GO): protein binding; DNA binding
Source: RefSeq, a predicted model, not a curated record
AACUCGACCUUCUGUCACUGUGUAGCGGCGUGGUGGGGGGCCGCGCGCCACACUCCCGCCAUUCGAGCGUAGGUCCUCGGCGCGUGUGGACGUCCCGGUGUAUUCUCGUAUUGUACCGUAGUAACCGCGUCGUGUUGUUGCAGGAUGCACCACUACGGGCCCGGAGGAGGCGCCGGCUCGCCGCAGCAGUUCUGUCUCAGAUGGAACAACUACCAGAGCAACUUGACCAACGUGUUCGACCAACUCCUGCAGAGCGAGAGUUUCGUGGAUGUCACCCUCGCCUGUGACGGCCACUCGGUCAAGGCGCACAAGAUGGUCCUGUCAGCCUGCAGCCCCUACUUCCAGGCGCUGUUCUUCGACAACCCCUGUCAACACCCCAUCGUCAUCCUCAAGGAUAUCAAGUGGCCGGAGUUGAAGGCCGUCGUGGAGUUCAUGUACAAGGGUGAGAUCAACGUGUCGCAGGAGCAGAUAGGACCGUUGUUGAAAGUGGCAGAGUCACUCAAGGUGCGCGGACUGGCAGACGUCAACUCCGAGCAUGACUUGGAGACCAAGACGGGUGACGAGAGCGUGAGCAUGUCUCCCAACAGACCGUCCAAGAAGCGACGUCGCGCCUCUGCGGAGCCCUCCAGCCCCGCGGAGGACGCCUCUGAGGCUCUGGAGCUGGUCACCACCUCGCCGUCUACACCCUCGUCACUGCCUCCUCCGGCGACCCCGGGCCCCGCGACUCCUGGGGGACCCAACCCCAUGAUGGCUCUGAGUCUGCCCCCGCCGCCACCUCCGCCUCCACCGCAAUCCGCCGCCUCCGCCGCCGACGACUGUGAGAUCAAGCCUGGCAUCGCCGAGAUGAUCCGCGAGGAGGAACGGGCCAAGAUGCUUGAGUCUUCUCAUGCUUGGCUCGGGGCCUCCACGUCAUCAUUGGCCGCAGACAGCUACCAGUACCAGCUGCAGAGUAUGUGGCAGAAGUGUUGGAACACCAACCAGUCGCUGGUGCACAAUCUACGGUUCCGAGAGCGCGGCCCGCUCAAGUCCUGGAGACCGGAGACCAUGGCCGAGGCUAUACUGUCCGUGCUCAAGGAGGGACUUAGCCUCUCACAGGCCGCCAGGAAGUACGACAUACCCUACCCGACGUUCGUCUUGUACGCCAACAGAGUGCACAACAUGCUGGGGCCGUCGGCCGACGGAGGAACUGGCAUGUUGUUGGCAGACCUGAGGCCCAAGGGACGAGGUCGACCUCAGCGUAUCCUGUUGGGUAUCUGGCCAGAGGCGCACAUCCAGGGAGUGAUCCGGGCCGUGGUGUUCCGGGAUCCUCAGCACAUCAAGGAGGACCCCAUGAACCUGGGCUACCCUCGGCUACAGGUCGUCUCUCCUCUCAACCAGCUCCAACAACAAGCCAGUCUAGAGAACAAGCGGCAACAACAACAGCAGGAGCAGCAGUCGAUGUACGCCUCCACGCCAUGCAGUGAGGUAGGCGUAGUGUCACCCAGUUCCGCCGCGUCCGCUGUUUUGGCCGUUGCUCAGAACCUACGACAGCAGAUGUUAGCGGCCGCUCACCACGGGGGAGACCCCAACUUCAGCUUCCUGGCAGCUCACUAUGGCAACGGCACUGGCCUUGGUGUCCAUUCUCCUCUGCCAUCUCCAGUAGACAGCUCUCCCCGCAGUUCCCCCCUCAAUGCGGCCAACAACAACCUUGAGGUUGGACUAGGUAUGGGCUACAAACACAUGAAGUAUGAGAACAUUGCCCGUGCUGAACAUCUAUUCCAAGACGAAAUUGAAGAUUUAGUCAAGAGGCCCAACCCUUCCGACACCCCUAAAGUGAAAAGUGGUUUGGAGAUGGGAUACAAGGCUCCGAUAGUCAACGAAUCCAUGAACAACAUUGAUAUAGCUCGGGUCAACGAAGGCAUGAACAAUAUGAACAUGGCACGAUCAACAGAGAACAUGAACAUCGUAAGAGCAGCAGCCGAGUCUAUGAACAUGAGAGGAAACGAAAGCCUCAACAGCAUGAACAUGGCACGAACAAACGAAAACCUCAACAACAUGAACCUAGCUCGGACAGGAGAUAUGAACAUGGCCAGACCCAGGGAGAGCAUGAACAUGUCUCGUGCCACAGAAACUAUGAACAUGCAGCGAUCCGAGAACAUGAACAUGGCUCGAGCCGCCGCAGAAAACAUGAAUAUGGCACGAGCUACGGAAAACAUGAACUUGUCACAAAAUGAAAACAUGAACAUGGCCCGAGCAAAUGAAAAUCUAAAUAUGGCCAGAGCGGCAGAAAACCUUAGCAGUAUGAACAUGGGACGAGCGAAUGAAAACAUGAACAAUAUGAACAUGGGACGUGCGAGCGAGAGCAUGAACAGCAUGCGUGCUGGACACCUGUUCCAGGACGACAUUGAUGAGCUGGUCAAGCGACCCCAGCCUUCUGACACGCCCAAAGUCAAAGUUGGCAUUGGUGUGAGUGGGAUGGCGUUCCCCGCCAAGCAGGAAUCUUUCCCCACUCCCUUCCAGGGUGACAUGGAGGACCUGGUCAAGUCACCCCCCGCCCAGACGCCCCAGGGUCCCAAGGAACAACCCCUGUGUCUGCAGGUCGACCAGCGCGAGUAAACAUUCCCCCUGAUCUCUGUCUCCCUUUGUUACAAUAAGGCUUUAUUCCUUAUUUAUUGUAAGAUUUUGAUUAAUAUCCUCAGACGAUUUGUCUAUUGUAAGAUAACAGUUUAUAUACAGUUUUAACGUAUACAUAUCCAUCUCGGGAAAGUGAGAUGAUAUAGUUUUUCCUUUUUUGUCAGUUUUUGUCUUAAUAUUAUCUUGUGAAGUCGAAUUGUGUAUACUAUACUGAAAUAUAGUUUAAUCGAACCUUACCGACAAAUUAUUUCUGUUGGGCAGUAUGUUUGUACGGUUUAUUUAUUUUACUUUUAAUUAAGGAGUUUACAAAUUUUAUUUAUUAAAGCUAGUUUUAUACCAAAAUAUGUUUAGUAUCUCUGUUCUGCGUGGAACGCUCCAGAGAUUCUUGUUAUUGUGUAAAUAGUAAACUAGUUAAUGUGUGAAAGGUCAAAAUGUAAAUAAUUAUUGUCAUUUGAUUAAGAGUAUACUAAUUUUUUGUAUUAGUAUUGACAAAAUGCGGAUUAAGAUAUUUUUAUUUUAUGACUGCAUUUGUGAUUUCUUUUGCCAAAAUACUUCUGUUAAACGUAAACUAUAGUAUUCUCAACUUAUUUAAAGUCGUAUUUUUGUUAAUAACUUAGUAUAGUUAUUUUUAAUACGAGUCCUAUUUUGUAUUACGCUGUUCUAUUACAUUUUUGUUUGUCUUUUCCUUAAGGGCAUCUUAGCAUGUUAACAUAAGUAUAGUAUUAUUUUCAACUGCCUAUAGGCUUUUAUGUGGAGUUAUUAAACAAGCAUGCUUAUACAUCAUAUUUAUUUACUUCCUCGAACGAUCCGAUUUGUUGCAUAGUGUUGUUUUUAAUUAUGUUUCGAGAUUUUAUUAGCUCCGAGUGUCCAACAGGGAGUGAAUGUGUACAUAUAUAAAUACGAGUGAGAAUGUACAUACGUGUUAGACUUAGGAAAUAAAAAAUGCUUCCUUGGACAGAAUCUCACUGAUAGAGAACAUGAAAACGUGUCUCCAAUACAGUCAAUACUUGCACGAUCAUUGUAUUCCGUUUCACUCGUUGUUCUAUGAUAUGAUUUUUCUGUAUCAACAUGCCGUAUAACAGUACAGUAUUCCCCAACAACAUUCCAUAGUAGUACAGCACAUGUCUAGAUUCAAGCCACGCGUCCCCCCCGAUGACAUUACGUAGGCAUCAGCUGUUGCCGGGGUCAGUCGCGUGGCGUAGCUACAGUCCGUGUCAGUGGUGUUUGUUCCGCCCUGUAGUUUGCCCUGUAAAUGCCAGUUAGUCUAGUCACUAUAGCGUUUCAUUCGUUCAGUUCAAAAGUAAAACGUUUCGAGGAAUCGAGGGUGUAUAUGCCAUCGUUGGACAAAAAGUUUCCUAUUCGUUAGAAAAAUAAAAUUUAAAGCAGUGGCCUUGAAUUGAAAUACUCGGUUUUGUAGCUCUUAACGGAUUUAUUUACAUCAAAAUUUUGACCAUUCUUGUAAAUUACCCCUAGCCCGAUGGAUAUGAGAAAAGCAAUGUCAGCAUUCAUCAACUAGUGCCUAUUAACGGGUAUGUUUUAUUGUAAAUUGAAUUUCGACUUUUUCAUGUCCAUAAUUCCUAGGUCUCGGCUGAUUGUGUUCAAGCAAACUAGAAAAAGUGCCUUCCAUUUUCUGACCACUUUCUGCCACUGUUGCUUUUGUUCGAUUUAUCUAAUCUCGUUUCGACAGCAAGGAAAACUUUUGUUUUGACAUAACACACUCUACAUCUGCAGGCAACUACUGUGUUUCAGUUCUUGUUAGACAGUGAAGUAAAUAUUUAUUGAAAAUUAUUGGACAUAUUAGACUGUACCUAUUGUAUAACUGUGUUAGCUGCGUAUAUAUGAUGCAAUAAAU